This is a messenger RNA of Loxodonta africana (African savanna elephant), 2753 nucleotides long. It is a transcript of the gene OCLN, whose product is annotated as occludin. Gene Ontology annotation, biological process: bicellular tight junction assembly. The record is from RefSeq and is a predicted model, not a curated record. Lineage: Eukaryota; Metazoa; Chordata; Mammalia; Proboscidea; Elephantidae. The coding region runs from base 485 to 2038 and encodes 517 amino acids. Gene Ontology annotation, cellular component: bicellular tight junction; cytoplasmic vesicle; apical plasma membrane. The transcript is spliced from 8 exons.
UAGUAUGAAACUGAAUAAACUUGAGAAUUUUUAUGUCGUUCUUUACACAUCUUCCUGUUCUUUAAAAUGACUACUUAAAAAAAAUUCACCUUACCUAUGUUGUAAAAGCUUUGUGAAAUUAUCACUACUGUGGCUUAGAUUUUCAAGUUUAAAAAAUGUUUUAUUUGUAUGUCAGUGAUAUGCAGAGCAUGGUGCUAGGUGCUAUGAGGAAUACCAGACUGGAUAACUCCUAAGCUCAGUGAUGCCCUGUGCUCAAGGAAUUAAUGGUGCAACAUGUAAAACUAGCAAUGGAAAGGAUAAGAGAAGUAACCAUGUGGUUAGUUGAGUGGUAACUUGAAGAUUGCUAUCAUUAGCUAGUUACUGAAGUAAGGAAACUCCAAGCUCCGUAGUAAUGCCAUUACCCUACUUUCAUUGCUUAGAUUGGCUUAUCUUGGGAGCUACCAGGUGUUGCUCAUCCUGAAGAUCAGGUAACCAGACAUCAGCCAUGUCAUCAAGGCCUCUUGAAAGUCCACCUCCUUACAGACCUGAUGAAUUCAAACCGAAUCAUUAUGCACCAAGCAAUGACAUAUAUGGUGGAGAGAUGCAUGAUCGACCAAUGCUGUCUCAGCCAGCAUAUUCUUUCUACCCAGAAGAUGAAAUUCUUCACUUCUACAAAUGGACCUCUCCUCCAGGAGUGAUUCGGAUUCUCUCUAUGCUCAUUAUUGUGAUGUGCAUUGCCAUAUUUGCCUGUGUUGCUUCCACACUUGCCUGGGACAGAGGCUAUGGAAGUGGCUUACUGGGAGGUUACCCUUAUGUAGGAAGUGGCUUUGGUAGCUAUGGAAGUAGCUAUGGGUAUGGUUAUGGCUAUGGCUAUGGAGGAGGCUACACAGAUCCGAGAGCAGCAAAGGGCUUCCUGUUGGCCAUGGCUGCCUUUUCUUUCAUUGCUGCAUUGGUGAUAUUUGUUACCAGCGUUAUAAAAUCUGAAAUAUCCAGAACAAGAACGUAUUACUUGGCUGUGAUAAUAGCGAGUGCCAUCCUGGGCAUCAUGGUGUUUAUCGCCACAAUUGUCUACAUAAUGGGAGUCAACCCAACUGCCCAGGCUUCUGGAUCUAUUUACAGUUCUCAAAUAUAUGCUCUCUGCAACCAGUUUUACACAUCUGCAGUUACUGGACUCUACAUGGAUCAAUAUUUGUAUCACUACUGUGUGGUGGAUCCCCAGGAGGCCAUUGCCAUUGUACUGGGGUUCCUGGUUAUUGUGGCUUUUGCUUUAAUAAUUUUUUUUGCUGUGAAAACUCGGAGAAAGAUAGACCGUUACGACAAGUCAAAUAUUUUGUGGGACAAGGAGCGUGUCUAUGACGAGCACCCCCCCAAUGUCGAAGAGUGGGUUAAAAAUGUUUCCGCAGGCACACAAGACAUGCCCCCGCCACCGUCUGAUGUGGAAAGAAUUGAUGGUUCCGUGGUAUACUCUUUCAAUGGGAAAGUGAAUGACAAGCGGCCCUACCCAGACUCUUCCUACAAGUCAACACCGGUGCCUGAGGUGGCUCAGGAGCUUCCCCUGACUUCACCUGUGGAUGACUACAGACAGCCUCGUUACAGCAGCAGCGGUAACUUUGAGACGCCUUCAAGAUUGGCUUCCACGAAGGGAAGAGCAGGGAAGUCAAGGAGAACAGAGCAAGACCACUAUGACACAGACUACACAACAGGCGGCGAGUCGUGCGAUGAGCUGGAGGAGGACUGGAUCAGGGAAUAUCCACCUAUCACUUCAGAUCAACAAAGACAACUCUACAAGAGAAGCUUUGACACUGGCCUGCAGGAAUACAAGAGCUUACAGGCAGAACUCGAUGAGAUCAGUAAAGAGCUCUCUCGUCUGGAUAAAGAAUUGGAUGACUAUAGAGAAGAAAGUGAAGAGUACAUGGCUGCUGCUGAUGAAUACAAUAGACUGAAGCAAGUGAAAAGAUCUGCAGAUUACAAAAGUAAGAGGAAUUAUUGCAAGCAGUUGAAGAGCAAAUUGUCACACAUCAAGAAGAUGGUUGGAGAUUAUGAUAAACGGAAAACAUAGAAAGCAGAUGUCAUCUUGUUUGAGAGAUGGAGUAUCUGUCUGAUAUCUCUGCAGUGUUCUCUGUCAGGCAAAUGACUUUGGACUCGAAACCUGGGAGGUCAAACCUUUGUGAUCAUUACAAAGUUUUGAUAGCUUUAAUAUCAUCACUAUAGUAUCAGUAUUGAAGUGUUUUAUAAAUGGCUUUGAAAAUCAACGGGGCUGAACACUCCAAUUAAGGAUUUUAUGCUUUAAACAUUGGUUUUUGGAUUAAGAACUAAAUACUGUUGGAGGUUUUUAAACCUGAAAGGAAGGUCCUGGUGUGAACUGUGCUGUGAACUUUAACACCCUGGGCGUGUCUUAAUGAUAAUAUGUAAGUGCAGUCACACAGGUGAUCUCAUUUAAUCCUCCCAGCUACUCUUCAGAUAACUGCUAUUUAUAAUCUUCCUUUUGUCAUGUAAGAAAACUGGGUUCCUGCAUUGAAGUAUCUAAAGUGAAACUGCUUGUUUGCCAGCUUGCAGUUUUGGUGAAGUCUUUUUUAUGACCCCACUAAUAAAGCCCUUGGUCCCCCCUGUUUUAGCUAGCGUGUACUGCAUCCUGCCAGUCGCCCCGACUGCCUGUGUAAGUGGUUAAAAAGAACUUAUCCUUGUUCUCUGUUGCUCUAAUAAAGCUCAUGUAAAAUUAACAAAUUUUAAGAUUGUAAAUAUGUACUUCUAUAAAAUCAAAAUUUAAACUUAGA